This is a messenger RNA of Corythoichthys intestinalis (scribbled pipefish), 9438 nucleotides long. Its product is annotated as F-box/WD repeat-containing protein 8-like. The record is from RefSeq and is a predicted model, not a curated record. Gene Ontology annotation, molecular function: protein binding. Bases 632 to 2503 code for a protein of 623 amino acids. The transcript is spliced from 11 exons. NCBI's taxonomy places the organism in Eukaryota, Metazoa, Chordata, Actinopteri, Syngnathiformes, Syngnathidae.
CUACAUAGUCUGUGGUGAUUUUUUGGUGCCCAGUUUUCACGUCGAAUUGCAGCCGUCCAUUUCGCUCUCCUCUUUGGAUCCCUCGGAAUACGGUAAAACUUCAAGUCUCUCCUUCCAUCUUCUCUGUUAGUGCAACCAACAGCCACACACGCCUUCACCAUUUUGAUUAUUAAUGUUAAGGAGCAGAAAAACACGCCGUAAAUAGGAGGAAUGUACGUAGCUGUAACAGGUUAACACUAUGUUUUGACGGACAAUUGGGCGGUACCAUUCAGGAGAGAGGAGUUGUGACGUCACGUGGGUAGGGUCUAUAGGCAAGGACUCUCACGAUUGGGUAGUGAUACAGCAUACUCGAAUCAUACUUGAUUUUUGUGUGUGUUUUGUUUGUUUGUUUUUAAAGCAUAUACGUUGCUAUUCGAGCAAUACAAUUAUACUUUAUAUUUGUGGUACAAUAAGCGAAGACAAACUCAAAUUCGUUGCCAGGAACUAAUUUCCUAUACCCGUGUUCCUCUUCGGUCUCUUCACAUUGAAGAACUGUUUUGUUUUCGCUUUAUUACUUCCGUACUAAAGAUGUUUCCAUUUUUUGACUCUCGAACUUUAAAUGUUGCCCUUUGAUUCCUGAAUUUUUAACACAAUGGGUGAGAAGGAGCUCGCUGCGUUCAGGGAGCGCUGGAAACGGGAAUUGUGGUGUCAAAAAGUGGAGCGGCGGCUCGGUCACUCUUCGUCCUCCAGUUCCAGGAGCGAAAAUAGUGACGCGAGUCCAGGUAAAAGUGAGGGAAAAUCCGAGAACGCUAGUGGCGUGGAAGAGCCUGGCUACGUUUCCAUCGCCAGGGGCUUGUUGGGCGGCAGAACUAGCCCCCUUUUGGAACGACUAGAGGAACAGAGGAUCAAAAGGAAGAAGAAAUAUCGAGACGAUACCGAUUGCUACAGGGAGUCCCUGAGGUACCCUCAGAAAAAAGUCGAGAAAGAUGAGCAGCUGGUAGAUCAACUCAUUGUAGACCUGAAUGAGGCGAAUGACAUCCCUUUUUUUGACAUGGAAUUGCCGUAUGAAUUGGCCCUGAAAAUAUUCCAAUACCUCAACCACACAGAUCUUGGCCGAUGUGCACAGGUGAGCAGAGUGUGGCAAGCUCUGGCCGAGGACGACGUGUUGUGGUUUAGGCUGUUUGCAGCGGAUGGGCUCCGGCGCGACGCCAUUGUGUCAGACUCGCCCUGCUGGAAGGCCACCCUGCGAGACUGCCGUAUAGCGGCAGCUAACGUGCGAGCCAACUGGAAGAAUCGCAUCGGCUGCAUCAGCCAGCUUCAGUUCGAGCUAGGAAAAGUGUUGUGCGACGUCAGCUCCUGUGACAACUACGUCCUUGCAGGGUACUCUUCGGGUGACACAAGGCUGUGGAACACGUCGCAUUGGGACCUGCCGUCAUCUUAUCUCAAAUCCAACCGACUGUCAGCGCUCAGCGAACCCAGGCCGCAUGUCACACACGUGCAGGUUGCUGGCGACGUGGCGGCCGCUGCCUACCGAGACGGUUGUGUGGAUUUGUGGAGCACACAGAUGGGUGGUGAGCCCAUUUAUUACCACCAAACAGCAGGAGUCCACGAGGCCUUGGUCCUCAGCCUGGAUGGCUCGGUCCUGGCUUCCGCCACAGAUUGUGAUGUCAGACUAGACGGUGCUGAUGACUGCGGCACAUGGAAGAUGCUUUCCCUGAUCCGCCUUCCUAAGCCCGUUUACAAUUUGGUGUUGGUGCCCGGCAGCAGGGGUCAGCGACGUGCGCUCACCGCAGCGGCGGCUGGGGAGUCCGUGUACCUGCUUGACGAAGAGGAAGAGCCGAGGACGCUUCACUCGGUGUACGGUCACCCCGUCACUUGCUUGGAUGCCUCUGAGCAGCUCGUCGCGCUGGGAGUCAAGCACAGCAGCUGGACUAUGCAUGAUGGAGGCAACAAGAUCCACGUGUACAACAUAGAGACGGGCAAGGCACUGGCGUGUGUCGGAGAUGCACCAGGCGACUUCACUUGUGUGCAAUUUGAUGAUGUCAGCGCACCGCACAUGAUGCUUUGUGGGAACAAAGACAGGAGGGUGCGUGUGUUUGAUCUGCGAUUGGGUUUGUGCGUGUCGUCUUUGUACGCACACCAGUUGGGUGUGACGUCGGUGCGUGGGGAUGACUGGAAGGUGGUGAGCGGUGGCGGUGAGGGCCUGGUGUGCGUGUGGGAGAUGAGGAUGGGAAGCAAGCUGUGGGAGAUGCACAACAGACAUCCCGUGAAAUACAUUAGUUUCGACAGCCACACGCUGCUGACUGCAAACAUCCCCGACGACAAGACGCCCCGGGGGGCGUGCAUCACUGACGACGACCUUACAGCUCAUCGUAGGCACCGGGGAGUCAUCUGCCACUACGACUUCUCAGAGGACACGGAAGCCCGUGAAAGCGUCCUUCCAAUUUGCAGGUCUGACUACGAUCAAUCUCACGGCUACAACUACAACAUCGCACUCGCCAUGCCCUACGACUACCUCAGGUGACCGACAAAAGUUGGGACUUCCAUCGGACAACUUCUUUGCAUGAGUUUAUGUUCGCUGGCCACAACUUUAGAGACACUCGCGACUCAACGGAAGAGUUACGGUCAGGUGUUUGUUCAAAAAAGGGUGUUUAUGAUGGAUUGCAAUUUGGAAAGUUUAUUAUUGUUGAAAUCCGCCCCCCAAGGCGCACGGGGACAGCGACGGCCGAACAAAGUGCCGCUCUGCCGAUGCUGCCCCCGCGCGCGCCGACCGGGAAGGCCGAACCUCCGCGUUUUCUUAUUUUUAACCCUUUGUACUGACUCCAUGUUUCAAAAGCUUGAAGAACACUCACCGAAAACAGGUUGACAAUUUAUUUGUUGACAAUGGUAAAAACAAGGCAAAAACAGACAACGGAGGAACAAUUCUGGAUCCAAAACAAGGCUACAUAUUUCCGAGCAGCAAAAAUCUGUGUUAUCUCAGUGUCCAGUCUUUUUAAAGUCUUUGCUGAAGCGGGCCGUGUCGAAGGCGUGUCCGAAGGUGUGUCUGGGCGUUGCGUUUGGGUCUUCCCCUCGGUGGCCGGUUUUGGGCGGCUUAGGUUCGUGCGCGAAGUGGGACGCCCGCUAUCAACUUUGCUGUCCGGGCUGGCUGUACUUGUUUUAGGACAAAGCGCUUUGUCCUUGGAGUUUGCUGGAAUAGCUGAUUGCAAGAGUUGGUGCGUCAAUCUUGUGAUAAGACGGCAUUGUGUAUCUCUUCUAUUUCUUCUCAUUAAACUAUGGUGUGCUAUUUAUUUUAUAUUAGUAGUGUAGUCCUACCGUAAAUAUGAAAAUGAUACUAUUUCCUUAUUAAUUAUAUUACGUGUGUUAAUGCAAACAGUUAGACGGUGCCUACGAGAACCUGUACCAUAUGUAUGUGUUAGACUAUAUACUGUAUGUGUUAGACUAAUGCAAACAAUGAUAUGGUGUGUGCGAUGACGAUAUAUUUUCCCCUUCAAUCCCCCUCACGAGCCCCGACAGGGGUUCGUAAAAACAUGGAUGUGGCCUUAGAACUUAGCUUUAUCAAGUGGUGGAAGAAAUGUAGCAAUUGAUGAACAGUUUAAACAGGGAUGUGCGAAAUUUGCAAGUCCCCCUCAGGACUCCUGUUAAGUACUCUCUAAAACAGUAUGAUACCGCCUCAAAGGGUUAAUCCUUGGUUGUCUUUGGUCCCGUGGCUAUAGGCAUCAGCUCACAGUGCCCUCAUUGUACAGGUGCAUUGAGACAGAUUUUUUCAUGAUCAAUUAGACGGGCUACCAAUUAAGUUUGUCCUGUCGCUAGGAAAAAUGAGAUAUACAUUCAGUUAAAUUUGGCCCCAUAAAAAAUAAAGUUAAUCUUUAGUUAGGAAAAAUGAGAGACACACUAAGCUAAAUUUGGUCCAUUGAAUAAAAACCUUUAAAUUAGGAAAAGUGAGAACCGUACUGAGUUAAAUUGGGUCCAAUAAAUUAAAAUUUAAGUAGCCCCCUUUUCAACUUUCGUAACGUUAGGGUCAACCCCCACCUGUAGUAAGAGGGAACUGUGCGCAGCCCUGAACAAAAAGUAUUGCAACAGUGUGUCAAACACCUCAGAACAGUUUUUAAAGGAGGAAAAAGAACAUCACUGACAAACUACUACAUCUACAAAUAGCACAGCAAAAAACAUUCCCCCACUGACUAGAGAAUGGUGAAAAAGCGGUACCGUACCAAAGCGGAAUGUUGCAAUACAGAAAAACUUUGACACAAUGAACUCGAAACUCGAAAUAAACGUCUUCACCCCUUACCAGUUGUUGAAAAUGAUGGACACAGACACCUGUAGGAAAACUUUAUUCCACCCCAAUUAAAGAAAAACUUUAUUCCGCCCCAUUUACCAAAAAAUGAAUAAAUAUCCUAAUUAAAAAAUAUAUAUAUAAAAGUGAUAAAAGUUAUAUUCUCCACCCCAAAUGACAAACAGUGGCUAAAGGCUAAAGAAUAAAAAACUGGGACUUAAAAAUGGCACAAAUCUACCGAGUACUAUGAUUUAGAACCUAACGAAAAAAUACAGUGGUACCUCUACAUACGAUCACUUCGACGCACGAUCUUUUCGACAUCCGACGUAAAAUUUGAGCCGCCAUUUGUUUCUACAUCCGACGAGUUGCUCGAAAUACGACGACAUGACAGCACUGCAAACGAACCCACGGUGGAUUUUCUUAUGUGAGAAAUCAACACAGUUUUCAAAAAAAGUUGAUACAGUUGGAGAAACAAGGAAAAAAGUGAUGCUUACCUUUGAAAUGAAGAUGCAAGUUAUAGAAAAAUAUGAGCUUGGGGUGCGCGUCCCUGAACUGGCUCAACAAUACAGCUCCAUGAUCCUCUUAUGACCACCGUUCGCCACUAUUUAUAAGUUAAGGUGACAAUUAUUAUUGUGGUAACAUUGCCAAGGAAAUCGCCAGCUUUGUCACGUUUUUAUCAUUUAUUUAAGAACUUAUCCAACACAAAACGCUCAUUGUCUUAAGCAGUUGACUGCUCUCAGGAAAACGAAAGUAUUAUCUCUACCGCACCGACCUAUCUCACUGGAGACGUCACUUUCGCGGUGCGUUCAGGGACAGUAAAAAGUGUCCGCCAUAUUAGAAUCCGAUUCGUUACAUUAUUUUCAGGAAUAAUUAUUAAUUCUUCUUCUUCUUCUUAUAUUAUUCUGAAUUAUUUAUUUAUAACUUAUUUGUUUUUCUAUGUUUAAUUGCCAUUUGUAACAGUGCCAGCAGUAUUUAUUAAGAAUUUAGUGUAUGUUUUUAGGCUUUGGAACGAAUUAAUUUAAUUAUAAUGUAUUCCUAUGGGAAAAUCCUGCUCGACAUACGACCAUUUCGACUUACAAACAAGGUCCUGGAACGAAUUAAAUUCGUAUGUAGAGGUACCACUGUAGUAGUCUUUGAACAAAAAUCCCAAGAACAAAAAUGAAUUUAUUGUGAUUGUGGAAAUAUAAAACAACCCAGUGAACUUAUAUGACUCGUGUCGAGGAAUUACAAAACCCAAAUGUGACUGCAAAAGAUCGAAAAAAGGUGACGAAAAAAAUAAAACCCUACUACAUAAACAAUGUGUAGUCCCACCACUUACCAACAACGUCAGGGGCACCUUUCCACACCACAUUUCUACCAGCAACAUCCGCAUGUGAAAUCAAUAAAAGGGAAAAAGGAAAGAAAAUCCAAACCUUUUAGUGAAAAAAAUAAUAUAAAAAGAACAAAUAAACAAAAGCGCUAUAGCGACAGGGACCAUGACGCUAAACCUAUGUAUUUCCAUAAUCAAUUGUCGCUUCCUAGGAAAUGGGUCAAAUGGGAAUGGGAAAGGGUCCCUAUUUUCUCCCAGUCUGGAUCAGUCACGGUUGUCCCCUCUGAGUGGAUCCCAGUGUAGCUGUAAUCUGUUCAACUCAAAAGAAUACAGAGCUGCCAACAUACUUUAAACAAAUCACCAAUUAAAGCAUAGAACGACUUAGCCUUUGCGUAGAACACAAACAAUGAGUUUAAAGUGUCUAAAAUAUAAAGUGGUACCUACAGGAAAGUUAAUCAUUAGAAAGUGAAAAUAAAAUAAUAAAAGUAAAGAAUCUUAAUCAAAUACAUCUGGGACUAUGUGGUGUACUUAAAAUAUGUCACGUAAUCACGUUUUAGUUUUGCCUAAUGCCCGUGAGACAUCUAAGGUAGGGUAAUAUCUCUAACAUUUAAAUACUCUCUCAAUCUCAAAAGGACCUGAAAACAUUCACCUCGACGAAACACAGCAUCGUCAGCUGGGGUGAGUAUGAAACCGUGGGAUAGUCGUGACGACUGUCCCUUGGCGAUGAACCAUUAUUUUGAGAGCACCUGUUCUCACAACCACCAGCUCACGGCUCGUGCAGUACAUUGUCGCAUGUCACAGCCCUGAGGGAAUAAGUGGGGUCUGGAAUCAAACCUUUGAUCCUCCAACCAUUGGUGAUCCCUUCUCCCACCCGCGCAACCGGUGGUCCGUGUGCCGGUGCGAUGGCUCCGCAUGUCACACCCAGCUCCAGCUCAGCUAGCGUUCAGAGUGAAUGUCUUCCCAUCCUGUCAACAUACACAUCUGGUGUUUCAGGGGAUCGAUAAAUAGAAAUAAGGAUAAACUUAAGAAUAGCCGAUUUGUCAUACUUACUUAUCAUAACUGGGCCUAUUUGGAACCUUACCACCUGAAACAAUGAACAACAGCACCCGUCUCAAAACUCCAACAUGUGAUGUGGCAGACCAUUAUCCUUAAACCUUGAAAUCUUUUGGGAAACAAUGUGGUCAGGGAAAACUUUAGAUCGUGGUAAUGGCCUCUGCGUGCUCCUAAAAUGUGUCGUGUUAUUAAAGCAAUGUGUCAAACUCCAUAUGUCUAAAUUAGUGAUGCACGAUAAUGCAUUUUUCAACCGAUACCGAUAACCGAUAAUUUCCUCCUCAUUCCAACCGAUAACCGAUAAUGUCAAGCCGAUAAUUCUAUUAAAAGAUUUAUGUAAAAUUUUAAAGUAUACACAAAAGAAAAUAUUACUGUGCAAAAAUAUAAUUUAUUGCUCUUUUUUUCAACAUACAGUAUGAACAAGUCGUCAAUUCAAACAUCUAAAUAAUGACAGAUUGUCUGACAUUGUGUAAUGGUAAACCUUUGGCAACAAUUACUUACAGAGUAAAUACCUAAGUUGCACAAAAAUGCGUUUAAAAGUAAGCCAUUCCUAACAUAUAUAACAUUAAUCCGCUGCAAAACACACCUCCUUAAAUCUAGUCAGUUUAAGUGUAAAUCUAUUGGCAAUAAGUGAAAUUAUCUGCGAUUGCUUCAAGUGUAUUUCUCUCAGAUUUCUUGGAAGAAAAAUAGCUAGCUGAAAAUAAUCUUAACAGCCUUGUUUUAAGCAAUACAUUAUUAUACUUAAUCCUAAAAAAAAAAAACUUGAAGAAGGAAAGAUUUUGGAUAAUAUUUGUGGCUACAGAAUAUUGAUUUAAGAAUUUGAUUAUCUACUGUGACUGUAAUUGAGCAGAGAAAUAAGUUAAAUAAUUUGAAAAGUGAUUGCUAAUGUUAUAUGCUUUGUUGCACACUGUGAAAAUGAUUACCUCAAAAGAGCGAGAUGUCAUGUACCCAUUCUGCAGCGCUUUGUUUACAUUUGCGGCUUUCAUGACAUUUGCGUUACCGCAGCUAAACUGCUACACGGCAGUACUAUUUGGACGGAGUUGGAGCUCGCAUCCGCGUGCAUGUUGUUUUGUGCCUGAGUUUUAUUAAGCCGAAAAUAAAGGCAGCGUUACAAAGUCAUCUGACCGCUCGUCAUUUCACAUUCUGAAUGCAUUGUUGACUGGCUGACUUCGUUUUCUCCAUGUUUAAAUUAUCUUAUAACCACUGUGCCGUCAUGAUAAGCUUGCUUACCGGACAUCACUUUUUCAUGAAGAAUGGUGGUCGUAUAAACUGCAUUAUUUCUUUUAUCCAGGGCUUUGGUUCUCGGGUCAUUAAGGUAAAAAAAAACAAAAACGUGUCUCGUCUCGGCGGCGGCGGCAGCUACAUUCGUACAGGAUAAUCCGCCCGCCCCGGCCGGUUCGCCGCGGCGUAUUCGGGUCCUGGCUCUGCUCGCACGCCGUGGGGGAACGCUCGAGAAACCGGGGUGUUCGCCGGAGGUCCAGAGGCCGAGGAAUCGGGCUCGGCCCGCCCCGCCUAUGGCGAGGCGGCGGCGGCCUGCCGGACUGGCCAGAGCGGCGGGCUCCGUCGGAAGACGGCUACUUGCCGACUAUCGGUCUCCAGUAGUGCCGGUGUUUAGCCUUAGAUGCGAAUUUACCACCCGCCUUGGGCUGCAUUCCCAAACAGCCUGACUCUGUAUCGUCACAAGCCCUGUAGUUUAACUUAGUGUUUACAAUAGCUUUAGCAUUCCUGCUAGCAGCAGCCUCGUAUUUGUUCCAAAAUUCUUUGUGAUGCAUUUUUAAAUGGCUGCUGGGUUAGUGGUUUUGAAUGAGGACGCGUUCUUUCUGCCUUGUGGAACUUCUACGGUACAUGUUUCGCAGAUGGCGAGAGCGUCAUUUUUUUUAGUAACAGCCGCCAUAAUAUUCAACUACUUCUUGUCUUGUAACUCCGCCUCCUCAACCCCUCCUCCCUCAGGGGCUUCAGAGAGGGGAGGGGUUGAGGAGGCAGCGUGCUGAAUUCUUUGGUUGCGCACAUUUGGAGGCAAAAUCAAAUAUAUAAUUAUCGGAUUGCAUUAUCGGUUGAAUUUUUUAAUUAUCUGGAUUAUCUGUGUGAUGUCAUAAUUGCCAUUAUCGGCCGAUAGUUAUCGGUGACCGAUAUUAUCGUGUAUCUUUAGUCUAAAUGAGAUUAUGAAAAGUAUUCUGUUUGUCAUAAUUUACUGUUUGUUGGGCCUAAGAACUGCAUGUUUAAAGUUGAACAGACUGUACAAGUCAAUAAAAAUUUACAGUUGUCCGCAUCCAUAUUAACUUUCAGUAAUCAUGUUGGUGUUGCCUUGACCCACUUAACCCCCUCUAGCCAUGCCCACAAUUGCAAUUGUAAGCAUGGCUAUAUCACUCAAAGCUACUACUCAAAGUGCAUUAUGAAUACCCAGUCCAUGUUAUCAUUCCCAAUUUACAUCAACUUGUGUGAUACCCCAAUUAUCUAGACAAAAUCAAAAACUAUCCCCUAUGGUGGUCUAAAUACCACUAUUUGAGAUUCUAACUCUUCUUUUUUUUUUUUUUUUUUUUUUUUAAAUAAGCUUAAUAAAUGUUUACCAAUGCAACAUUCAACCCAAAAACAUUUAUAUGUCUUAUUAUUUCCAGUUUACAAACCCCUCAUGUCCAAUUCAGAUCCAAAACAAAGCCACUUAGCAAUAAUUAAAAUAUUUAUGUCUUGGAAAUUGAUGCCUUUUACUUUGUUCCUUAUGUCGUUCAAAAUAUGUAUCGUUCUCCCCUUUUGUGAAAAAAUUAGGUCCCCAGAAAAUAAUUGCAAAAUAACAAACCAGUGAAUAGGAUCAAUAGAAUAAAUGCAAGCC